Messenger RNA from Ichthyophthirius multifiliis, 1695 nucleotides. RefSeq names its product ubiquitin carboxyl-terminal hydrolase family protein, putative. Lineage: Eukaryota; Ciliophora; Oligohymenophorea; Hymenostomatida. The transcript has 6 exons. The record is from RefSeq and is a predicted model, not a curated record.
AUGAAUAAGUAUUUAAUUAUUUAAUUAAAUAUAUUUAUUUUUUCAAAUAAGGACUUAAUAAUAAAAGAUUAAGAAAUUUAUCAUUUAUCGAAUUGGAUUUAUUUUGAGAAAAAAAAAGAUAAUUUACUAUAUCAAUUUUGUAUUUAAAAUAAGGGUCGAUUGCCUAUAAGAUUAAAUAUUUUUUAUAAAGGAAAAUUAAAUUAAAUAAUGGUAUAUAAUGAUAGUCUUUUAAAAGAAUUAAAGUAGAAGUUAAGUGAUGAAUUUAGCAUAGAAUCAAAUAAAAUAUAUUUAACUACUCAUAAUAUAAAAUAAGAUUUAAAUGAUUUUAGCAUUGAUGAUUAAUAAUUAUAAUUUUUAAAAAUAAUAGAUGAAUAUGAAAUAAUUUUAUAAGAACUAGAUUAAUAAUAUUAAGACAAUUCCAAAUAAAAAGUAGCUAAAUAACAAGAAAAAUAAGAAUAAUAAAUUAUUUAAGGAUUAGUUUCUAUUUUAGUUUAAAAUUCUGACGAAAAUGGAAUAAAUAGAUUAUUUAUUGAUUAUAAAUCAAUGAAUUUAUAAUAAUUAUUUGAUUAUCUAAAAGAAUAAUUUAAAGCGUAAGACUAGCAAAGAAGAUUAAGGAAAUUAGAAAAUAAUCAACUUUAUUAUUAAAAUGAAUAUUGCUUAUCACUUGAAGAAUUGGGUUAUGCAGAAGGAGGUGUUAGACUUUAAUUUGAAAGAGGUGAAAUACCAGUAUCUGGGAAUAUUCCUAUAAAAAUAAUAAAUUAGUCAAGUUAUUCUCAAUAAAAUAAGUUUAAUACUAUUGAAGUUAUUUUAUCAGUUGAUAAAACAAUUGAAGAUAUUAAAAUAUUUGCAUGUUAAUAACUAAAUUUAGAACCUAAUAACCAUAAACUUUAUAAAACAGAUUGGUUAGAAGAUCCUAUAUAAUUAUUAAAUAAUGAAAAAUAAAUUAUUAGAAAUAGUAUGUUUAAAUAAUAAGAAGUUUUAGUUUUAAGAGAUAUUUUAUCACCUAUCAGCAAAGAAUUUAAAAAAUUUAGUAUUUUCUUAUGUUAAUCUUAAGAUAUAUAUGACCUCAAAAGUGUCGGUGAUAUCAAACUAAAAGAAGAUGAAUCAAUUAAAUAACUUAAAGAAAUGAUUAUGAGUAUUCCUGAUAAUUAUAAAUAUUUAAGGAUUAUGGAUAUUAAGAAAGACAGUACGUUAGGUUAAAUACAUAAGGAAAAUGAUAAAUAAGUAAAAAAAUGUAUUUUCUCAACAAAUAAUAUUGCUGUUUAGAUUUUAGAUAACGAAGACACAUUAAAAACAAAUGAUAUAUUAUUACAUUUAAAGAAAAGAAAUUGUAUGAAACGAGAAUAUGAAAAUACAAAUAUUGAGAUAAUUUUGUCUUUUUAAAAAUAAUAAGUUUUAACAGUUGAAUUCUUAAAAUAAAUUAUUGCAGAAAAAAUAAAAUUAGGUGAAAAUUAAUUUGAUAUUGCAAAAUAUUUUAAUUACGAAUUUCAAUGGUAAGAAAUUAAAUAAGAAAUUUAGGAAAGUUAAGAUAAUAGUAAUAAUAACAAAAGCAAGUCAUUAAAACAAAUAAAUUUAAAAAAACCACCAUACUUAAUUAAAGAUUAAGGUUUUUACAUUUAAAGUUUUAUUUUUAAUAUAAUUAAAAUAAGAUAUAAUUUCUUACAGAAUAAAAUCAGAAAAUCCUGGUAAUAAUGA